This is a messenger RNA of Lecanosticta acicola, 1313 nucleotides long. The record is from the annotation of a GenBank genome assembly. Lineage: Eukaryota; Fungi; Ascomycota; Dothideomycetes; Mycosphaerellales; Mycosphaerellaceae.
AUGCAGAACAAUCAGCCAGGUCAGCACCCACCGAUUUUCCAACCUUCCUUCAACCUACUGAGCGGCCGUUGGGAGUGGGCUUACAACAUGACGCCAGCAGCUCAGCGUACGACUACCAAUCCGAGACCACCGCUGCCUCCAGGCGUCUCUGCUACUGGCUUGCGCCUCGCCGAGUUAUCACCAGCGAUCGGCCGCAAACUACUGGGCGCUCAGGAUGUCUCUGCCACUGCGUUCUCGCAAGUCACAACCCAUCCGUACGCUGGACUCACAAAUCACCCUAGUCUCAUGGGACUGGGAGCCGACAAGAAUACCCAGUACAGCCGCAUCGAGUCCAACCCAGAAGCCGCUGUCGAGGCGCUGGAUCAGCGUCAGACCAACUCGCCAUACGGACAGCCAACUCGCAAUAGUGCAGCUGGUGGCCCUUACUACAUCUUGAACCCGAGUGGACCUCCUGCUGCCGCUCUCUUCCGUGGCGGCGAUCCGAAUUCACCGCCAGAUCCACCUGCACCACGAGAGCCACCACCUAAGCGUCGUCGUACUAGUCACUUGGACUCGAUCCGCGGCACUGGACAGGCUUCGAUCUCGCAGGGACGCACCUCUCUUUCUGGCCACUCUGGAGGUGGCAGUAGCUCACGUGGUGCUCGAAAGCGCAAGGCUCAGACGCGAGUGCCGACUCUGAAGGUGAAGGCGUGAUUGACCAGUCUACCAGCGGCUCUCGCAAGGAUACCUCUCCCUCCAACACCGCCACGAGCGCUCAAAAGACCACUGUUGCUGGUGCUAGUGAACUAUCUCUUCAGAUGCAGCCAGUUCAAGCAGGACCUAUCACGCAGAAGCAACGCGAGAUCGACCUGGCUAAGCAGAAAGUGGCUCUUUACCAGCAGUCACGGCGAUGCUACUCGAGCAAGGCUAACUGGAUCGGAGCUCGUCCCCCUGAGAUCCUCAUUAAGCGAGUUGCAGGCGGAAAGCAAGACACUGCUCACUACUUCUCUAAAUACUGGAUCCAAGAACUCCUCAAUGGCGCCGCUCAUCCAAACGACUUCUACGGCACCUUGCUAUUCCAUGUUGCUGGCGAUGCAGGGAACAAGUACAUUCAGAACUGUCUCAACAAGCUCUACGUUGAUUGUGGACUUGUUCAUCCAAACACGAACUAUGUCACGCUCCGCCUUCAGCAUGCUUGGGAGGGCUUAGCCGCAGCCGGAGACACGAGUGUCGCGGAAGUGCGGAAAGCACACGGCAGGAAGCUGGUCAUCGUCAAGAAGAAGCAGAACAAGAAGAGCAAAGGCGAUUCUUUGGAAGACCAUGAAGAGGACUAG